This is a messenger RNA of Myotis myotis, 779 nucleotides long. Its product is annotated as protein Daple-like. Lineage: Eukaryota; Metazoa; Chordata; Mammalia; Chiroptera; Vespertilionidae. The transcript is spliced from 5 exons. The record is from RefSeq and is a predicted model, not a curated record. The coding region runs from base 216 to 698 and encodes 160 amino acids.
UUUUUCAAAUAUACAGCUUUACAUUGUUCAUUUUUCUUAUAAAUUACACAUUAGUGAGUGGUCUGCCAAAUUGUUUUUUAGGCAAUUGACUGGUGGACUUCAGGGGUUCUUAUGUAUGAACUAUUGACAGUCAAUGGGGAGAAUUCCCGAGCUGGGCUCUCUAGGAUCGUGGACACAUCCCCCAGCAGUUCCUUGAGGAGCUGCUGGGGGACAUCAUGGCCCUCGAGGCUGAACAGGUCCAGAGGAGGAACCAGCCCGCCCACCUGAGCUGGGACCUGGAGCUGCUGAUAGAAGCCUGCACGCGGAUCAUCGAUUUGGAGGAGAAUACGGGUACCCUCCAGGGCACAGUAAAGACACUGCAGGAGGAGAACCAGCAGCUCCGGAAGGAGGUGGCAGAGUUGGGGACCCAACUCACCCAGGACAAGGCCAACAGCCAAAAGGAAGAGCUGGAGGGAGAACCCCCAUCUAACAUCGCCAACACCGUGAGGCCCUCCAGGGCCACACAGGAGGAACCUUCCAGUCUGGGCCCCCAGAACCAACAGGGGGCCGAGGAGAGGGAGCUGGGGGAGCAGGAGAAGCAGCUGCCAGAAGUCCAGGAGGCCCUGAAGCAGGAGCAGGAGGCCAAGGCCCUUGCCGCCGCCGCCGCCGGAGAGAACAACGGAGAGAAGGAGAGGCUGCAGCAGGAGCUUCAAAGGUAACCGCCCUGCCCCUGCAGCGGCAUCUGCCGCGUUUCAUUCACACCAACUCCCUCAGCUCUCACUGAGCUCAGCUCAGGUGAG